This is a messenger RNA of Quercus robur (English oak), 549 nucleotides long. Its product is annotated as 60S ribosomal protein L37a-1. Bases 132 to 410 code for a protein of 92 amino acids. Gene Ontology annotation, cellular component: ribosome. Lineage: Eukaryota; Viridiplantae; Streptophyta; Magnoliopsida; Fagales; Fagaceae. The record is from RefSeq and is a predicted model, not a curated record. Gene Ontology annotation, molecular function: structural constituent of ribosome. The transcript has 5 exons. Gene Ontology annotation, biological process: translation.
CCGCUUUAAAACUCUGGACCCGUUUGGGCACUUAUAAAAGCGAAUCGAAGAAACCCUAAGGGUUUCUCCAACUGCUCAAUUUCAUCAGAUUCCGCCGCUGCUUCUCUCUCAACACUUCCAAUCCAAUCAACAUGACUAAGAGAACAAAGAAGGCGGGUAUUGUUGGAAAAUAUGGUACCCGAUAUGGUGCCAGUCUGCGAAAGCAGAUUAAGAAAAUGGAAGUUAGCCAGCAUAGCAAAUAUUUCUGUGAAUUCUGUGGGAAGUUUGCAGUGAAGAGGAAGGCUGUUGGAAUUUGGGGCUGCAAGGACUGUGGGAAGGUCAAAGCAGGCGGUGCCUAUACCUUGAACACUGCUAGUGCUGUGACUGUGAGGAGCACCAUUCGGAGGCUGAGAGAUCAAACUGAAAGUUGAGCAGCAAUCCUAUUCUAUCUUGUUUUUGAAUGUCCGCACCUUUAGAAAGAUGCGCUACUUUAAGAACGUUUGUAGUUUGUUACUUUUUAACCCGUUCAUCAUUAAUGCAAUGGAAAUUGUCGGAAGUAUUUUUGUUAAA